AUGAGAAUGGCCCAACGAACAGCUGUAUCCGCCCAGAAUGGCAGCUUCCGCUCCCUGCAAGUGCUGUUUGACCCCGUGCCGCUCUUCUCCAUCGCCGCCGCCCUGCGCGCCACGCUCCUCCUCUACGGCGCCUGGCAAGACGCCCACUCGGCCGUCAAGUACACCGACAUUGACUACCUCGUCUUCACCGACGCCGCGCGCUUCGUCGCCGCCGGCGGGAGCCCCUACGCGCGCGAUACCUACCGCUACACGCCCCUGCUCGCAUGGCUUCUGCUUCCGACCGCCCACCGCCGCCUCUUCGACUUCGGCAAGGUGGCCUUUGCCGUCGCCGACCUCGUCGCGGGCUGGCUGGCCCUUCGGCUGCUGCGGCGGCGGCAGGGCGGCGGCAUGUCGGCGCGCCGCGCGGGCGCGUUCGCGGCCAUUUGGCUCUGGAACCCCAUGGUCGCCACCAUAAGCACCCGCGGAAGCUCCGAGGGCCUGCUCGGCGUGCUGACCAUGGCGCUGCUGUGGGCGGUGGAGCGCCGGCGGGUGUCGCUCGCGGGGAUGCUGCUCGGUCUGGGUGUGCAUUUCAAGAUUUACCCAUUCAUCUACGCGCCGGCGAUUGUAUGGUGGAUGGACGAGGACAGGAUGAGCGGCGGCGCUGUAGGCAAGACGACCAAGAAGAACCCGGCGCUGGUGGAUGUGGCAAUCAACUUUGUCACGGCGGCGCGGGUCAAGCUGGCUGUCAUCAGCCUGGCGACAUUCAUGCUACUCAACCUACUCAUGUACUCUAUCUAUGGGACGCCGUUCUUGGUGCACACAUACUUCCACCACGUUACGCGCAUAGACCAUAGACACAACUUCUCGCCCUACAACGUGCUGCUGUACACUAACUCUGCGACGCCCACUGAUACGGCCUCGGCCUCGUCGCUGCGCACCGAGUCAUUGGCGUUUCUGCCCCAGCUCCUGCUGUCGUGCGUGCUAAUCCCGUUCGCACUGGCCAAGAAGGAUCUCGCCACAUCUAUGAUGGCACAGACGUUUGCUUUUGUCACGUUCAACAAAGUCUGCACGUCCCAGUACUUCCUCUGGUACAUGAUUUUUCUGCCGCUCUAUCUCCCGGGCUCGUCGAUGCUGCGCAACCCGAAGCUGGGCAUCUCUGCGCUGGUACUGUGGGUUGUUGCGCAGGCGGCGUGGCUGCACCAGGGCUACGAGCUCGAGUUCUUAGGGAUGAGUACCUUUGUACCCGGGCUGUGGCUGGCUUCGCUGGUCUUUUUCCUGGUCAACUGCUGGAUAUUGGGCAUCAUUAUCAGCGAUGGAGCACGAGGGCCGUCCGGGAAAAUUCAUGUAGAGUAA
Messenger RNA from Cordyceps militaris CM01, 1332 nucleotides. Its product is annotated as mannosyltransferase (PIG-M), putative. The record is from RefSeq and is a predicted model, not a curated record. Gene Ontology annotation, cellular component: glycosylphosphatidylinositol-mannosyltransferase I complex; membrane. The transcript is spliced from 3 exons. Gene Ontology annotation, molecular function: alpha-1,4-mannosyltransferase activity; GPI mannosyltransferase activity. Lineage: Eukaryota; Fungi; Ascomycota; Sordariomycetes; Hypocreales; Cordycipitaceae. Gene Ontology annotation, biological process: GPI anchor biosynthetic process. The coding region runs from base 1 to 1332 and encodes 443 amino acids.